Messenger RNA from Sinocyclocheilus anshuiensis, 759 nucleotides. RefSeq names its product FH1/FH2 domain-containing protein 1-like. Gene Ontology annotation, biological process: cortical actin cytoskeleton organization. Gene Ontology annotation, molecular function: actin filament binding. Gene Ontology annotation, cellular component: cytoplasm; cytoskeleton. The transcript has 3 exons. The record is from RefSeq and is a predicted model, not a curated record. The annotation marks the transcript as partial. Lineage: Eukaryota; Metazoa; Chordata; Actinopteri; Cypriniformes; Cyprinidae.
AUGAAAGAAGCCGAAUCGUCUCUUCUCGACACCUCCUGGUCCUCCGUCGUAAAACACGCCCCUCUGCUCCGCCUCAACGCCCUUGACUUCUCCGACCUAUGGGAUGACGAGGAUCUUGAGCUGGACAGCACUGAUGAAGACUCCUCCCAAACUUCGGCCAAUCAGAUUGCAGCCACACCCAUCCCCCCGCCUCCUCCCCCUUUGGCCCCGCCCCUCUCUGUAGCGAGCGAGUCAUCAGGCUGUCGCACUCUGAGGCUCCACUGGAGCGCGCUGUUGAGUCUGCAGUCUUUGCCGAGAGUGGGCCGCUUUGGGCUUCAGUCGAUCUGGGCCGGUCUGGAACCGGUUCAGCUAGACACCAAUAGACUGGAAUACCUGUUUGAGAGCAAAAGCAGCAACAACAGCGCCCUCUGCAGUCUGAUGGUGGCACGACAGCAGAAGCAGCCGCGUGUGUCUGUUUUGGGUGUGAAGCGCAGUAACAUCGUCACUAUAGCUCUGAGCAGUCUGCCGCCGGUUCACCUGCUUCCUCCUGCCAUAUACAGCAUGGACAACGAUGUACUAGACAGAGAAGACAUCCAGAGGUUGCAGAUGCUGGUUCCCACUGAAGACGAGCUGAAUCUGAUAAAGGAGGCGAAAGCUCAGGCCCCGCGGUCACCUCUGGGCCCCGCAGAGCAGUGUCUCCUGACCCUGGGCAACGUUCCUCAUCUGAGCGCCAGGCUGCAGCUCUGGGCCUUCACUCUGGACCACGACACGCUGGAGAGA